Esox lucius (northern pike) is the source of this 6533-nucleotide messenger RNA. RefSeq names its product phosphatidylinositol 4,5-bisphosphate 3-kinase catalytic subunit alpha isoform. Gene Ontology annotation, molecular function: 1-phosphatidylinositol-4-phosphate 3-kinase activity; 1-phosphatidylinositol-3-kinase activity. Gene Ontology annotation, biological process: phosphatidylinositol-3-phosphate biosynthetic process; cell migration; phosphatidylinositol 3-kinase/protein kinase B signal transduction. The record is from RefSeq and is a predicted model, not a curated record. Bases 1 to 3207 code for a protein of 1068 amino acids. The transcript is spliced from 20 exons. NCBI's taxonomy places the organism in Eukaryota, Metazoa, Chordata, Actinopteri, Esociformes, Esocidae. Gene Ontology annotation, cellular component: phosphatidylinositol 3-kinase complex, class IB; cytoplasm; phosphatidylinositol 3-kinase complex, class IA.
AUGCCUCCCAGGCCGUCUUCUGGGGAACUAUGGGGCAUGCAUUUGAUGCCUCCGACAAUCCAGGUGGACUGCCUUCUCCCCAAUGGCAUGAUUCUGACAUUGGAGUGCACGCGCGAGGCCACACUCAUCUCGGUCAAACACGAACUAUUCAAGGAGGCCAGGAAGUAUCCACUCCAUCACCUCUUACAAGAGGAGACGUCCUACAUAUUUGUCAGCGUUACCCAGGAGGCUGAAAGAGAGGAAUUCUACGAUGAGACGAGGAGACUAUGUGACCUCAGACUUUUUCAGGCAUUCUUGAAAGUAAUCGAGCCAGUAGGCAACCGAGAGGAGAAAAUUCUCAACCGAGAAAUUGGUUUUGCCAUAGGAAUGCCUAUAUGUGAAUUUGACCUGGUCAAGGACUCUGAGGUGCAGGACUUUAGAAGGAACAUUUUGAAUGUCUGCAAAGAGUCUGUAGACCUCAGAGACACUAACGGACCCAUCAGUAGAGCCUUGUAUGUUUACCCUCCCAAUGUAGAGUCGUCAGUAGAACUUCCCAAGCACAUCUUUAAUAAACUUGACAAAGGACAAAUCAUAGUGGUAAUCUGGGUCAUUGUGUCACCCAGCAACGACAAGCAAAAGUACACGCUGAAGAUCAACCAUGACUGCGUGCCAGAGCACGUGAUCGCCGAGGCAAUCCGCAAGAAGACGCGCAGCAUGCUGCUGUCCCACGAGCAGCUCAAGAUGUGCGUGCAGGAGUACCAGGGCAAGUACAUCCUGAAGGUGUGUGGCUGCGACGAGUACCUGCUGGAAAAGUACCCCCUGAGCCAGUAUAAGUAUGUCCGGAGCUGCAUCAUGCUGGGUCGAAUGCCCAACCUCAUGCUGAUGGCCAAGGACAGCCUCUACUCCCAGCUGCCCGUCGACACCUUCGCCAUGCCGUCGUACGCGAGGCGCAUCUCCACGGCGACGCCCUACAUGAACGGCGAGACGGCCGCAAAGUCCCUGUGGACCAUCAACGGCACACUGCGGAUCCGGGUCCUGUGCGCCACCUACGUCAAUGUGAACAUCAGGGACAUUGACAAGAUCUAUGUCCGGACUGGGAUCUACCAUGGCGGUGAGCAGUUGUGCGACAAUGUGAAUACCCAGCGCGUGCCGUGCUCGAAUCCCAGGUGGAACGAAUGGCUGAACUACGACAUGUACAUUCCGGACAUCCCCCGCGCCGCCCGCCUCUGCCUCUCCAUCUGCUCCGUCAAGGGGAGAAAGGGAGCUAAAGAGGAGCACUGUCCGCUGGCCUGGGGCAACAUCAACCUGUUCGACUACACCCACACGCUGGUGGCCGGGAAGAUGGCCCUCAACCUGUGGCCCGUUCCCCACGGCCUGGAGGACCUGCUCAACGCCAUCGGGGUCACCGGAUCCAAUCCAAACAAGGAAACCCCUUGCUUGGAACUGGAGUUUGACCACUUCAGCAACCCGGUCAAGUUCCCCGACAUGCCUGCCAUCGAGGAGCACGCCAACUGGAACAUAUCCCGGGAACUGGGCUUCAACUACAGCCACAGCGGUUUGAGCAACAGAGUGGCAAGGGACAACCCCCUGACAGACAGUGACAAUGAACAGUUGCGUCUGGUGUGUAACAGAGACCCACUGUCAGAAAUCACUGAGCAGGAGAAGGACUUCCUUUGGAGGCACAGACAUUAUUGCGUCAGUAUCCCUGAGAUACUGCCAAAGAUUCUCCUGGCAGUGAAAUGGAACUCCAGAGAUGAGGUUGCACAGAUGUAUUGCCUUCUAAAGGACUGGCCAGCCAUUAAACCAGAGCAAGCCAUGGAGUUGCUGGACUGCAACUUCCCUGACCCCAUGAUCCGAGACUUUGCCGUAAAGUGCCUUGAGAAAUACCUAACGGACGACCGACUCUCUCAGUAUCUCAUUCAGCUGGUCCAGGUUCUAAAGUACGAGCAGUACCUUGACAACCCACUGGCCCGCUUCCUGCUGAAGAAAGCUCUGACUAAUCAGCGGAUAGGACAUUUCUUCUUUUGGCAUCUCAAGUCUGAGAUGCACAACAAGACGGUGAGCCAGCGGUUCGGCCUGCUGCUGGAGUCCUACUGCCGGGCCUGUGGCAUGUACCUGAAGCACCUGAGCAGACAGGUGGAGGCCAUGGAGAAACUCAUCAACCUCACUGACCUCCUUAAGCAGGAGAAGAAGGACGAGGCCCAGAAGGUGCAGAUGAAGUUCCUGGUGGAGCAGAUGAAGAGGCCAGACUACAUGGAUGCCCUGCAGAGCUUCACCUCCCCGCUCAACCCGGCGCACCAGCUUGGAAACCUCCGGCUGGAGGAGUGCCGGAUGAUGUCAUCAGCCAAGCGGCCUCUGUGGCUGAACUGGGAGAACCCUGACAUGAUGUCAGAGCUGCUCUUCCAGAGCAACGAAAUCAUCUUCAAAAAUGGAGACGAUCUCAGGCAGGACAUGCUGACUCUGCAGAUCAUUAGGAUAAUGGAGAACAUCUGGCAGAACCAGGGGCUUGAUCUCAGGAUGCUGCCGUACGGCUGCCUGUCCAUCGGUGACUGCGUGGGCCUGAUCGAGGUGGUGAGGAACUCCCACACCAUCAUGCAGAUCCAGUGCAAGGGCGGUCUCAAGGGGGCGCUGCAGUUCAACAGCCACACGCUGCACCAGUGGCUGAAGGACAAGAACCGCGGGGAGAUGUAUGACCAGGCCAUUGACCUGUUCACACGGUCGUGUGCGGGCUACUGCGUGGCCACCUUCAUCCUGGGGAUCGGCGAUAGGCACAACAGCAACAUCAUGGUCAAAGACGACGGACAGCUGUUCCACAUAGACUUUGGCCAUUUCCUGGAUCACAAGAAGAAGAAAUUUGGCUACAAGAGAGAACGCGUCCCUUUUGUUUUGACACAGGACUUCUUAAUCGUCAUAAGCAAAGGAACCCAGGAGUGCACCAAAACCAGGGAGUUCGAGAGGUUCCAGGAGAUGUGCUACAAGGCCUACCUCGCCAUCCGGCAGCACGCCAACCUCUUCAUCAACCUGUUCUCCAUGAUGCUGGGCUCCGGGAUGCCCGAGCUGCAGUCCUUCGACGACAUCGCCUACAUCCGCAAGACCCUGGCGCUGGACAAGACGGAGCAGGAGGCCCUGGACUACUUCAUGAAGCAGAUGAACGACGCCCACCACGGCGGCUGGACCACCAAGAUGGACUGGAUCUUCCACACCAUCCGCCAGCACGCCAUGAACUGAGGAGGAGGCCGUCCGCGCGGAGAGCCGGCGACGCGAAGGGGCGGAUCUCCGCACCUCCCGCCUGGGACUGGAUGUCAGUGGGAAGACGAAGGUGGAUUUUGUCACUUUCAGCCAGGACGCCGUGAGUUGAGAUGGCGGAGCGCUAGCGUCCAGGGACGGAGCUACGGGGGAGUAGAGCCAUUAGGUUAGCAGGAGGGAUUGAGUGGCUAGAAAGGAUCGCUACAUCACCUGCUAGCUUCAGACUCGGGAGAGGGGUGCAGAUCUUUGCACCAUCCGCUAGGAGGCGCAAUAUGGAUAUUAAUUGAUGCCCCUGUUACGGAAAUUAGGGGAUAAUAUGAUAAUCAUAUUUUUUAUUUUCUUUGCCCAUGUUUGUAUGGACACAAAUGUUUUCCCCUAGGAGAGAAUAAUGUUAGAACAACCACAAUUACAAAGAUCAGUUUUGUAAAAAUGUCAUUUUAGAUUAAUUAGAUUAGAUUAAUACUGAUCUAUUGUAUUAUCAGCCUAUGGAGAUGUAUCACAUUGGCCGAUACAGAUUUGGUGGACAGUGUGUAACAUUAUCAACUGAUGUUGUGCACCCCUUUAAUUUAUAAUGUACCCCAAACCCCAGUUGGCCGUAAACAAAGCAGAGUGCUUCCUCUAGCCUCUUUGUCCUGCUGGUACCAUGACAACAUGAAGGUCUGCCCAGGGUCACCACAAAACAAAAACGGACCUAAAUUGUGUGUUUCGUAUCGGCCAAAUCUUGGCACUCUCCAUUUCAGUCCAGUUCCUUUGUCUCUGUGCCAACGGAACGCGACCCAGAAUAACACCAGCAUUGUUGAAGCCCGGUGGGGGACGUCUGACAAACACCAGGAAGUCCGUUGUACCUUCAUCGUCUGCGGUCGUAAAUCCAAGGCUGGCAGAACCGAACUAUUGCGACACAUCAUCACGAUCUCAACUGACACAACGGGUCAUUGUCCGUCAGAAUUCAAUGUCUUGUUUGAGGUUUUGGGUUUUGUAUAGACGUGUCCCGAUGAUCUCUCGUAUGCAUACUGUGCACAUAUUAUACUCUCGAGUCUUUAUUUUCUACUGAGCCAAAGUGUUAUAUAAAUAUAGUGUAUAUAUAACUCACUACAUCCUACUUAGUCUUAACGUGUAAUAGUCACUACUAUUCCAACCCCGUGUAUAUUCUUCGUAGCACUGAUUUCUGACGUAUUUGUAUUUGUUUGUCUAUCAGUAUUAUGUGUGUGUGUGUGUGCGUGUGUGUGCGUGUGCGUGGCAUUCUGACGCAGAAUGGCUGCCGUCCCAUCACCACAGUUGGAUGGAAUGCUGAGGUUCUGGAUGACUGACGGAGAAAAAACGUAAAAUAAUUUGCGGAAUGCCCAGACAAAAGACAUUUGAAAUCAUCAUCAUUUUUUUAUUUUAUUAAGGGAAAAGGGGUUAAGGAUGCGCAAUGUUGUUAUAGUACGCCGUGCUGUUAGACUAUGUUGUUAUAGUACGCCGUGCUGUUACACUAUGUUGAUAUAGUACGCCGUGCUGUUACACUAUGUUGUUAUAGUAUGCCGUGCUGUUACACUAUGUUGAUAUAGUACGCCGUGCUGUUACACUAUGUUGUUAUAGUACGCCGUGCUGUUACACUAUGUUGUUAUAGUACGCCGUGCUGUUACACUAUGUUGUUAUAGUACACUGUGCUGUUACACUAUGUUGUUAUAGUAUGCAGUGCUGUUACUAAGUUAUAGUACACCGUGCUGUUACACUAUGCAAAUUGUGAUCCUCUUGUACUGUACUCUAUAGACUUGCUAUACCAGUGUCAAGGCAGCGCGAAGCGAAAGAGAUGGUCGUGUCUCUGAAUUGUGCAUAUACUCAGCAUUAAGGGUAUCUUAACUUGGUACGGACCGUACGCAAAGGGUUAAUUCAGCAUUUUGCACUGUGACAGUAUUACCUAGCCUGUCUCUUUCCUGACAGGACGACUGUCGGGGAAGAACUGUGAAAGAAAAGCCUCUUUUGACCUCCGUUUUGACUCUAAGGAACUAAACAAGACACCCACAGGUUGGCACGGAUAAUAUCAGUUGAACGUCUGCGACCAAUCAUUUAAAGAAGUGUUUGGAAACACAGUUGGGGUCUUUUUCCAACUGUGAAUUAGAAUGAAUUUUCAUUGCGUUAAAAUCUUCAUAGCAUUUAAGUACAUAUAUAUUAUACACAAUUCCAGACUUCCACUGCAUUCUUUUCCAUAGGAACUCACUUUUUCCAUAUGAACCUAUUUUUUUAUAUAUAUAACGAAAAAAAAUGUCUGAGGAGAAUUUGGGGUUUUGCCUUUCCGCCCAGAAACAACCCCGGGGAAGUGGAUCCGGCCGUUGCUCAGUGUGUAGAGAUGCGGUAUUUGGCGUUUGUAUGCUGUGUCAGAUGGUGUUACAGAAGCCGGUUACAGACUUGGGCAGGACCCAUUCAAAAUUGGACAACUACAAAACCUGUGUCUGCACUAUGCAAGAGCUAUCAUAAAACAGUAUUUUUUUUUCCGGUUUGGGAAAGGUAAUCAUUUCCUUUCUGCUUUGUGCGCGGGGUCCUCGGAUAUCUUUGGUUCAACCAAGUGUUUACUUGAAGUUCAUGCUAAAUGACCUUUUGUUACUUGUGAGGUACAACAACGUUGCCAUGGAGACAACCGAUACUGAUACAGCUAUGUGUGUAAAUCACUUCCCUUCAAUAACUCAACAAAGAUAAUAUAUUUUUCUAUUGUUAAUGUAGACAACUCAAUAUAAUCCCGUAACCCAAAAAAAUUAAUAGUGGAAUGAUGCAGUAUAUGUCCUUUACAACCCACUAGACAGUUUGUAGUUGUUGAAAUUCUGUGAAUGAGAAACAAGUGACGAAUGAAUGAAGGACAGUCAAGUGUUUGGCAAGGAUGGGAAUGUAUCAAGCAGAGCAGAGGGAUCCAAACCCUCGCUGAACCCCAGCCAUUCCAUUUAUCUGGCCUUUUCCUGAGCCUAGCGCACCUAAUUAGGCUGGUCGGCUGAUCAAGACCUAGACCAGUGAAUGGGGUGUGGCUGUUUACGGCUACAGCGAUGGUGAAAUGUCUGUGGGUCCCUGAUGAAAGGGGGCGGGGACCUAGGGGGCGGGGUUUCACUGAAGUUUGGCUGCUCUGUCUGUAAUCAGUGUAAUGGCACAACAAUAAAAUAAAAAAAAAAACUGCAUGUUUUUAAGACUGUAUUCACGUGUUAUCUAUUCAUCCCCGUGAAUACGUGCUGACCUGUAGUAUACUCUCAUUACGCUUUCAUACUCGUUUUACAUGUCCAGAAUGAACUCUGUAUUCAUUCAUUCAUUGUACUGUUAUAAUAAAAUAAACAUGUUUAUUCUGA